Messenger RNA from Esox lucius (northern pike), 2319 nucleotides. RefSeq names its product chemokine (C-C motif) receptor 9a (gene ccr9a). Lineage: Eukaryota; Metazoa; Chordata; Actinopteri; Esociformes; Esocidae. The record is from RefSeq and is a predicted model, not a curated record. Gene Ontology annotation, biological process: G protein-coupled receptor signaling pathway; chemotaxis; immune response. Gene Ontology annotation, molecular function: chemokine receptor activity. Gene Ontology annotation, cellular component: membrane. The transcript has 3 exons. Bases 156 to 1253 code for a protein of 365 amino acids.
CACGUCAUUAGUGGUUUAACUGAAACCUACAAAAGCGUUUACUGAGCAGGCAGUUGCCAGACAGUUCCUCAGAGUGUCUGGUGACAAGGAGGCAAACAACAAACAUUUCAAAUUUUGCCGCCUGAUAGAAAUCUUCACAAUAGCAAAAAACAACAAUGACAUUUACAGAUACUGCAGUGACUCAAAUCUAUGAGAUGGACUAUGACACCAACCUGACCCCUACGGCUAGCGAGGAUUACCUGGACGAUUACAUGUGCGACAAAUCAGUCGUCAGGGAUUUCCGAAGCAACUAUGAGCCGCCUUUCUAUUGGACAAUCGUGGUUCUGGGUGGCCUGGGCAACCUGACCGUGGUGUGGAUUUACCUUCACUUCCGCCAGCGCCUCAAGACCAUGACCGACAUCUACCUGCUAAACCUGGCCAUGGCCGACCUUUUCUUCCUGGGCACCCUGCCCUUCUGGGCUGUGGAGGCCAACCACGGCUGGAAGUUCGGCGUGGAGGUGUGCAAGGUCACCUCGGCCCUCUACAAAAUCAACUUCUUCAGCAGUAUGCUGCUGCUCACCUGCAUCAGUGUCGACCGCUACGUGGCCAUCGUCCAGACCACCGUGGCCCAGAACUUCAAGACGCAGCGGCUGAGCUGCAGCAAGGUGGUGUGUGCGUGCGUCUGGGCCCUGUCCGUGGCCCUGGCCGUGCCUGAGUUCAUGUUUGCUAACGUGAAGAACCUGGAAGGCCAGAGCAUCUGCACGAAGGUCUACUGGAUGAACGAGGACAACAGCACCAAGAUCUUGGUCAUCGUGCUUCAGAUCUGCGUGGGCUUCUGCCUGCCCAUGCUGGUCAUGGUGUUCUGCUACACCUGCAUCAUCCGCACCCUGCUCAAGACCCGCAGCUUCCAGAAGCACAAGGCGCUUCGUGUCAUCCUCGUGGUGGUGGCUGUGUUUGUCCUCUCCCAGCUACCGCACAACAGCGUGCUGGUGAUGGAGGCCACCCUGGCGGCCAACAGCAAAGGGGUGGACUGCAACGCGGAGAAGCGCUUCAACAUGGUCGGCCAGUUGCUGAAGGGCCUGGCUUACAUGCACGCCUGCCUGAACCCCUUCCUCUACGUGUUUGUGGGCGUGCGCUUCCGCAGGGACGUCAUCAAGCUCCUCCACCUCUACUGCUGCUGGCCCGGCCAGGGGAAACUCGGCAAGUUGCCUGGAGGCCCUGGGCGCUCCUCGGUCAUGUCCGACACAGACACCACGCAGGCGCUCUCGCUUUGAAUGCGCGGUCACAGGAACACCUUUGCACCCUCUCCGCCAGUGCCUCAGAAUGAAAGGCGUGCAGCACUAACCUUUUUUGCGAACAACACUCACAUUGUAUUCCAUGAAGAAAUGUCUUGCGACAAAAGAACAAAGCAAGCCAGUGUGGCGAACAGCUCUGCUGAUAGAGGUGGUGCGUCGUGCAACAAAACGGCCACUCUUGCAUUACCAAGACCGAAACAGGAUGGAAGAAGUUCCUUCCUGAGAGACGUUGACAAAGUCGUCUUUGUUCAUGGGUGCAUUGCUAGGGAUUUGUUGGUCGUGAUGGGACUCUUGUUUGGCUAGUCCAAAUACUUUCAGCUGGUGACCGACCAUAAGGGAUGGGUGUGUUUGACGAUUACAACCGUCAGAAAUAUGGUAACUAUUACAAACCUGAUACUUGUCUGCCAAUUGAGCCAUGUCAUUUUGUGCCUUUGUUGCUUUGUUCAGCAAAGCACUGAGAUGGGACAAAACCCUUUUAUAUGCAAAUAUAUACUGUGACAGCAAUGCCGUUAUUAAAAUAUUUGAAUUCAUUUUAUACUUCUCCAAGUUUGUUAUCAGUUUGUAAACCACAUUAAAGUGUGUAUCUACUGUGUUUAUGCCGGAAAAGGUGUAUAGUGCUGCAUAGCCUUUGAAUGAACCAUCUCCUAUGCUCUAAAGUGAAUUGUCAGUGGUGACAAUCUUUGCUGCUAAUCUCCUCAUUGCCGCAAGCAGAGUAAGCCUACAUUAUUUCUAUGUUUAUUUCAUGUUAUGUAGGGGAUGACAUCCAUAGAUGUCAUCCCCAAUUCAUGUUCAUGUCAUCAUCACCGAUCAACUGCAUUAAAGCUUUUUGACUGUGGCAGUGACAGGAGACAUAUUUCUGUCCCCAAGACUGAAGUUCCACUGACCCCUUGCCUUUAUCUUGUUCGUUAUUGCCAUUUUUAGGUAUCACCGUGAGUUUGAAAAGGUGUCGUGAAUAAAAAGUUGUAUUCUAUAAGACAGAGAUUUCCUUGUUCAGAAUUAUGAAAAUGACAUCAUAACGAUUGUAAAUAAACCUGAGUCUCUUCAA